CGCCACCUCUAACGAACGUCGCGUUUUAAAAAACAAAUCACCAAACGACUCGGACGCGAGAUCUAAGCGACUCGACUAGCGAAAAAAGUUUCCAGUUGAAUCUGUAAAUUCUCAAGUGAACUAAAACCAUAACCUAAGCAAUCAUAUAUUUCGCCUUCCCACCACAAAUGUUUUCGGCCAGCAAAAUAGCUUGUUAAGUUAAUGCUGCAUAUAUGACAGACCCACACGACAUCGACAGCGACUGAGACACAAUGAGCCGCCAACACCAGCGGCACCACCAGCAGCACCACCACCUGCCCCUGCACCAGCAGCAGCAGCCGCAGCAGCAGUUGCAGAUGCCGCAACAGCAGCAGCAGUUGACGGCGCAGCAGCAGCAGCAACAGCAGCUCCUCAUGGCGGAGCAUGCGGCUGCCGCGGAGGCGGCGGAGCUGUUCGACCUUCUGUGCGUGGCCACCACGAUGCGCCAGAUCCUGGCCCUCCAUCGGGCCAUGUGCGAGGCAGUGGGUCUGCAUCCCUCGCCGCUGAAUGACUUCUAUCCGCGACUCAAGGCCAAGGUGCGCUCGUGGAAGGCGCAGGCGCUGUGGAAGAAGUUCGACGCCCGGGCAGCCCAUCGGGUCUAUGGAAAGGGAGCAGCCUGCACCGGCACCCGCGUCCUGGUCAUCGGAGCCGGCCCCUGUGGCCUGCGCACAGCCAUCGAGGCCCAGCUGCUGGGCGCCAAGGUGGUGGUGCUGGAGAAACGCGACCGCAUCACCCGAAACAAUGUGCUCCAUCUGUGGCCCUUCGUCAUCACGGAUCUGCGCAAUCUGGGAGCCAAGAAGUUCUACGGCAAGUUCUGCGCCGGCUCCAUCGAUCACAUCUCCAUCCGGCAGCUUCAGUGCAUGCUGCUCAAGGUAGCGCUGCUCCUGGGCGUGGAGAUCCACGAGGGCGUCAGCUUCGAGCACGCCCUGGAGCCCUCUGCCGAUGGCGGUGGAUGGAGGGCAGCGGUUACUCCCGCGGAUCAUGCCGUCUCCCACUACGAGUUCGAUGUGCUGAUUGGAGCGGAUGGCAAGCGGAAUAUGCUAGAUUUUCGGCGGAAGGAGUUCCGCGGCAAGCUGGCCAUCGCCAUCACGGCCAACUUCAUCAACAAGAAGACAGAGGCGGAGGCCAAGGUGGAGGAGAUCAGUGGCGUGGCCUUCAUCUUCAACCAGGCCUUCUUCAAGGAGCUGUACGGAAAGACGGGCAUCGAUCUGGAGAACAUUGUCUACUACAAGGACGAAACGCACUACUUUGUGAUGACGGCCAAGAAGCACAGUCUGAUUGACAAGGGAGUCAUCAUCGAGGACAUGGCCGAUCCAGGGGAGCUUCUGGCUCCGGCAAAUGUGGAUACACAGAAGCUACACGACUACGCCCGCGAGGCGGCUGAGUUCUCCACGCAAUACCAAAUGCCAAACCUGGAGUUCGCUGUGAAUCACUAUGGCAAACCGGAUGUGGCCAUGUUCGACUUCACCUCGAUGUUCGCCGCCGAGAUGUCUUGCCGUGUGAUUGUGCGCAAGGGCGCCCGCCUAAUGCAGUGCCUCGUUGGCGACAGCCUACUGGAGCCGUUCUGGCCCACCGGAUCGGGCUGUGCCCGUGGCUUCUUAUCCAGCAUGGAUGCCGCCUAUGCCAUCAAGCUGUGGUCCAAUCCCCAGAACAGCACACUUGGGGUGCUGGCCCAGCGGGAGAGCAUCUACCGGCUGCUCAACCAGACCACGCCAGACACCUUGCAGCGGGACAUCAGUGCCUACACCGUGGACCCGGCCACGCGCUAUCCGAACCUGAACAGGGAAUCGGUCAACAGCUGGCAGGUGAAGCACCUGGUCGACACGGACGACCCGUCCAUUCUGGAACAGACCUUCAUGGACACGCACACCCUGCAGACGCCGCAUGCGGACACGCCGGGCAGAAGGAAACGACGCAGUGGAGAUCUCCUGCCCCAGGGAGCCACUUUGUUAAGAUGGAUAAGUGCCCAGCUGCAUGCCCAUCAGUUUGUUACGGAACUCAAGGAGGCUUCGGAUGUUUUCCGAAAUGGACGUGUUCUCUGUGCCCUUAUUAAUCGCUAUCGCCCUGAUCUCAUCGACUUUGCUGCCACCAAGGACAUGAGUCCCGUGGAGUGCAAUGAGCUGUCCUUCGCCGUAUUGGAGCGCGAACUGCACAUCGAUCGCAUCAUGAGCGCCAAGCAGUCGCUGGACCUGACCGAUGUGGAGUCGCGCAUCUGGCUCAACUAUCUGGACCAGAUUUGCGAUCUAUUUCGCGGCGAAAUUCCUCACAUCAAGCACCCCAAGAUGGACUUCAGUGAUCUCCGCCAGAAGUAUCGCAUCAACCAUACGCACGCUCAGCCCGACUUCUCCAAGCUGUUGGCGAUGAAACCGAAAGCCAAGUCACCCAUGCAGGAUGCAGUGGACAUACCUACCACUGUGCAAAGGCGUUCAGUUCCGGAGGAGGAGCGUGCCAAGCGGCAGCGUCGCCACGAGCAGCUCCUCAACGUUGGUGGAGGGGCCGCGGGAAGCGCCGCCGGAGUUGCCGGGAGCGGAAGCGGAACGGGAGCCACUACUCUGGGUCAAAACGAUACGCCACGACGGUCGAAGAAGCGCCGCCAGGUCGAUAAAACCGCCAAUAUUGAGGAGCGCCAGCAGCGCUUGCAGGAGAUCGAGGAGAAUCGGCAGGAGCGGAUGAGCAAGCGGCGCCAGCAGCGCUACCACCAGACGCAGAAUUUCUACAAGAGCCUGCAGCUCCUGCAGGCGGGCAAGCUUUUGAGGGAGGGUGGUGAACCCGGGGUGGCCGAGGAUGGCACCCCCUUCGAGGACUACUCGAUAUUCCUCUACCGCCAGCAGGCUCCAAUCUUCAACGAUCGCGUGAAGGAUCUCGAGCGGAAGCUUCUGUUUCCCGAUCGCGAACGGGGAGAUAUUCCCUCGGCAUUGCCUCGAACGGCAGAUGAGCAGUUCAGCGAUCGCAUCCGGAACAUGGAACAGCGUAUGACGGGACGCGGUGGCCUGGGCGGCGACAAGAAGCCCAAAGAUCUGAUGCGGGCCAUCGGCAAGAUCGACUCGAGCGACUGGAAUGUGCGCGAGAUCGAGAAGAAGAUCGAGCUCUCGAAGAAGACGGAGAUCCAUGGGCCCAAGGGCCGUGAGAAGGUGCCGAAGUGGAGCAAGGAACAGUUCCAGGCCCGUCAGCACAAGAUGUCCAAGCCGCAGCGCCAGGACUCGCGCGAGGCGGAGAAGUUCAAGGACAUCGACCAGACCAUCCGCAACCUGGACAAGCAGCUAAAGGAGGGCCACAACCUGGACGUUGGCGAGCGGGGCCGCAACAAGGUGGCCUCCAUCGCGGGACAGUUUGGCAAGAAGGACGAGGCCAAUUCGGAUGAGAAGAACGCGGGCAGCAGCAAUGCCACCACCAACACCACCAACAACACAGUCAUACCCAAAUCUAGUUCCAAGGUGGCUUUGGCCUUCAAGAAGCAGGCUGCCUCCGAAAAGUGCCGCUUCUGCAAGCAAACCGUCUACCUAAUGGAGAAGACCACCGUGGAGGGUUUGGUUCUGCAUCGCAAUUGCCUUAAGUGCCACCACUGCCACACCAACUUGCGUCUGGGAGGCUACGCCUUCGAUCGGGACGAUCCACAAGGUCGUUUCUACUGCACCCAGCACUUCCGGCUGCCGCCCAAACCCUUGCCACAGCGCACUAACAAGGCCAGGAAAUCCGCUGCCGCUCAACCAGCCUCGCCUGCCGCACCACCAACUGCUGCUGCAGCUGCCUCUGCUGAGCCUAUGGACACCACUCCACCCAGGGACCAAGUAGAUCUGCUGGAGACCUCGCGAGCCACUGCCUCCGCCGAUGCCAUGUCCGAUGACGAGGCCAAUGUCAUUGAUGAGCACGAGUGGUCGGGUCGCAACUUCCUGCCCGAGUCCAACAAUGAUUCCCAAUCGGAGCUAUCUAGUUCGGAUGAAUUCGAUACAGAGUCGGACUCGGAGAUGUUCGAGGAGGCGGAUGAUUCGCCUUUCGGAGCUCAGACCCUCCAACUGGCCUCGGAUUGGAUUGGAAAGCAGUACUGCGAGGAUAGCGAUGAUUCUGAUGAUUUCUACGAUUCUAGUGAAGGUAUUGCGGAUGAUGGUAAGGAUGACACCGAGGGCGAGGAGUUCAAGAAGGCCCGGGAGUUGCGACGCCAGGAGGUUCGCCUGCAGCCGCUGCCCGCCAAUCUGCCCACGGAUACGGAAACCGAGAAACUUAAGUUAAACGUAGACAAUAAAGAGAAUGUGGCCGACAGGAGCUCUCUGAAAUCGGGCAAUUCUUUUGAGUCCGCCCGCAGUCAGCCGACUACGCCCCUGACCACGCCCACUCGAGUCGAAUUAGAGCAACUGGAGCGGAAUGCUCCUCGCAAGUUUAGCAGCGAGAUCGAGGCCAUAAGCGAAAAGCUGUACCACAUGAACAACAUGGUCAAGAUGAAUAAGGACCUGGAGGUGCUGGCCAAGGAGAAUCUGGUCAAGAGCGACAUCCUGCGCAAGCUCACGCUGAAGGAGAAGUGGCUGGCGGAGAACGCGGCCAUAGCAGCUGGCCAAAAGGCAGUUCCAGCACCAAGCUCAGCUGCUCCUCCACUCCAACCUAAGUCCAAGUUCGAUGAAAAGUUCGAAAAGGCGGUGAGUCCCCUCCAACCGGUGGUUGAAACUAAAUCCAAGCCGGUAAUAGACUUUAAUCUGGAUGAGCUGAAACCGCGCAAACCCAACUUUGAGGAGCGGCCCAAGGAUCAGCUGCCCAGGCCUGAGGGUUUAAAGAAACCACCCCAACCAAAACCCAAGGGCAGCAGCACCAACGUGAGUCGCUCCAACAGUUUGAAGAGCAACGCCGGCACCGGAAGUCCAAAGGUGAAGAAGAGUCCCAUUCCCGGCAAUAGCAAGAUGCAACUUGAAGGAAUCUUAGGCACCAUCAAGAAGAUCCAGCGCCAGAACAGUAGCGAUAUGGAUGAAGAUAUGGAUGUGGAUACCGAGGGGGAUGUCGAAAGACCACCCAAUAAAGAGCUUAACAGCAAGCUAAAAGAAAUCCAAGCCAGCAGCUUUGCCGGCACCAUGGAUCACAUUAAAUCCCAGCUGACGAUGCCCACGGUAAGUGCCCAGGCACCAGCCUCCAUGGACCUGUCCAAGUACUUCCCCAACCAGAAGCAAGAGAAAAGCACUUCGAGCAGCACCAACAAAAACCAGGUUACCCUCAAGGAUGUCAAUCUGGCCAAGUACUUUCCCAGCAGUCCGGCUCCACAACGAAGAACCGUUGAGACGGUGGCCGAUCGACUGAAGAAGUCGCAGACUGAGGCUACUCUGGCCAAAGCCAAGCUGCAGGAGGAGAGGCCCAAGAACCAGGAGACCAAAAAGAACCCAGAGAAGGUGGUCGAUUCAAAGCCAGUGCCACCUAAGCGACAAGCCUCUUUAGAUACCUUUAGCUUAAGGGAUCAUCAGAUGGAUGGAGCACUGGACCUGACCAAAAAGAAAGGCCCCGCGAAGGCGUCCUCGGCGGUCAAAAAGCCAGCCAAGUUAGGAAGUACCACGACCCUGACGAAAGCCACCGCCACGUCCAAAGGAAAGACCAUUAAGAUUGUCAAGAAAAUCGUGCCCAAAGGAACCAAAGCCAAAAAGGCGGCGGCUCAGGAAGCCGCUGCAGUCGAGGCUCCUCCAGAGAAGCAGCCGGAAAAGGAUGAAGCAGAGCGAAUAUUGGAUGAAAUCCUGGGCGAUGGGGAAACACGCUCACCCAGCUCCGAGUACCAGCGUUUGUUUCAGGAUGAGAAAUCCCCCAGCGAUCUGUCCGACAACAUUGAUCGAAUACUGGAGGAAACCGGGCUGGAUCUAGAACUGGGUCUCCCUAAACGUAGUAGCAAGAAACUGCUUAAAACCAAAUCCCUAGGCGAGGGGGAGUUCGAUCUCAAACCUUCGAAAGAAAGACUGACUGGGGUACAGAACAUCCUGAAGCGUUUUGAGUCCAUGAGUUCGGUUACUUCCCAGAAUUCACAGAAUAGUGAUGAACAGGCUGCGUUCAAGCUACGCCGAAUGGAGUCCACCACCAGCAACCUGAGCAGCUUGACCCGCUCCAGGGAAUCCCUAGCCUCUGUCAGUGAUUCCAUGAGUGAUUUAGAAAAAACCAUGGACUACCUGCGUAAUGAAUGGCGGAAUGAAGCUACGAACUUCCUGCAAAAGAAACGGGAUAAUUUCUAUGCAAAGAAGGAGGAGCAGCAAAAGGUGGUGCAGGCUAAGCCCAAACCAGAUCCUUUGAACGAUCUUCCUGUGCAAUAUCGCGACUCAAAGUUGGCCAAGUUCUUUGGCCUGGCCACUCGUAAGUCACCCGAGAAGAGAAAGUCUCCUAUUAAGAAAAAGAAAUCCCCAUCGAAAACGCCAAAGGUGACCAAGGCGAACAACUCACUGGAGGAGCUGGCCAAGAUCGGUAGUGUUCGCCAGGCCAAGCAGGCUCAAAAAAAGACCCUAAAGCAUAUAGAAACUAAACCUCUAAAGCCAGCCAGUCCCGUUCCCGAUGAUUUUGAGAUUCUGGAUCUCCUGGAAAAAGCCACAGAGGCUAAGGAACUGGAGCGUUCCAAGACCAAGAGCCCAGCUGUGGAACCGAUUAAAGAAACGCCAAUAGAAGCUAUAGUAGAAACCCUCUUGCCAGUCGAGGACAUUAAGAAUCUACCCAAAACCGGGUGUGAUAAGUCCUCGAACAGCUCACGUCGUGGCUCCCAAUCCAGUUUGGUGAUGUCGCGGCGACAAUCGGAGAUUUCCCUAACUGAGAAGCUCAACCAGGAGGCACUGGUGGCCCUGAGCCACCUAGAAAAGGAACGGGAGGCGGAGCAGGUGGAUGAACUGUUCCAGAGCAUGGUGGAGGAAAUAGAACAGGAAGCAGAGCCCAUUGCCAUUGCUGAAGAUCUUCCUGUGGAAGAUGACAUCGAUGUGGAUUCACUGUGCACCACAAUCAGCAAGAGUCCCAGUGCCCAGCCAGUUACUGUGGUGAAACGGGGUAGUUCCGAGGAUCAAAGCAUUGAGAAGCUUUUCGGUCACUUUUCCGACGAGAUGUUGGUGAAUGUGGAGUUCGAUUCCAACGAUGAGCUGGUGGGGAUCACACCAAGGGCCACACUAGUUUCCAGAAACACAGCCGAUCGUGAUUACCUGGAUAAACUGGAGUCUUUGGAGCGCGAUGAGGAGACUUUCCAGCCGGUUGUUAAGGAGAAAUUCAAACAGGAAAAUGACCAGGAUGAAGUGGAUAGUCCUCACUUCCCAUCGCGCCCACAACGCAGACCCAAAAGUAGUUCAUCUUCCAGUGAACCGUCCCUUCCAGUGGCUCCCCAAAGGUUAAAGAAGAAGCUCUCGAAAAUAGAUCCCGAGGAUAUGGCUCCUUCUGUGCAGGAUCUUCUGCACCAGGUUUACAUUAAGAAUGUCCAGCCUCAGGUAGUGGAAGUUAUUCCUGUGGAAGGAGGGCAAACAUUGAGGUUCCCUAGUAUGUUAACAGAAGAUGUGAUCGAAGUGGAUCAUCCCAAAGAGGCAUUAAAAGAAAAUGACUCAGCUCCAGAAGAGAUUAAGAUGGGGACUGCAACCCAACCGGAAGAGAUUCCUUUAGCUAUUCUAAUUCCUAGCAAACCCCCAACAAGUCAGAAUAACUCAAUCAAGAGUGAGAAUUCCUCUGGAAGCAGUCUAGUGGAGAUACCAAAGAUAAUUACGCCAGCCAAGUCGAGUAGCGUGGAUAACUCCUCAGAUUGGGAUAUGGAGAAAAUGCCUGCAUCGCCUAUGCCGCGGAGGAAGCUGCUCCAAAAGCAACCUCCAAACAAAGUAGCCAGCAAGGAGAGCUCCUUGGAGUGGGACAUGGAGAAGCUGCCCAACAGUCCCAUGUUGCCGAGGAGGAACAAGAUGCGGCCCAUAUCUCCCACCACUAGUUCCGUCCAACUUCUAAAUAACCUAACCUCCGAUGCGGAUGACGAGGCGGCACAGCGACGUAUCAUCCAAGACUUCGAGCAGGAGAGACGGCAGGCGCUAAUCAAGCGGGACGAGAAUUUCGAGGCCAUUGCGGCAGAGCAACGCAGACGCGACUCCUUGCAGAGUAGUAGCAACUCGAGCAGCAAGCGCAGUUUGCCUCCUCCAACUCCUCCGAUGAAGCUGGGCUCCUCCCGACGCGGCACCACUCAGGACACAAAUCGCACCCAGGAUACGGGUUCCCGGCAUGAGGGAACACCACCUAUGUUCAAAAAACUGGAUGUCGAUGGCAGUGGGACGUCAAUGGACUCCACUGCCUGCUCCACGCGGCGCAGCUCGUUUGCAUUUAUAGAGUUACAGGACAAUAAACCUGUGAUUGUACCUAUGCCCAAGAAACUAAAGCUUCCAAAGCCAGAGGCGCCGAGGUUUGUUCCCGAGCCAGUGGCCAUUGAUGAGCCCGUGCCUGAGGUGUUCCAGGGCCGAGCGUGGCCCAAGCCGCACCUUGAAGGGGAGGUGGAUCUCGAGGAUCUGGAUGAGGAGGAUCAGGCAGAGAAGCUAAGGAAACAGCUGCCCGAAUACGCUCGCUCGGAUUCUCCUCCAUCGGCUGCUUUUAAGAAUCGCAAGUGGCCAGAUGGGAAGACGGUCUUUGACAAGCGUGCUGAAUCUCUUGAGGAGGAAGAUAUAUUCGAAGGAUUACUGACCUCAAGGAAGAGAGGUUCUCAAAGAUUCAAGGAUAAGCCGCGCUCCCAAUCGCCACAACCUUUCAAACCUCUCGUCAACAGCUCCCGGCAGAGCUCGAAGUCUUUUAGCGACCUUAAGAAAGGACCGUCAUUACAAUCCUUGUCGGCGCAAUCCAGUCAAGACACCACGGACACCAUCUCCACCACCACCACAGUGGCCACAGCUCGUCCAGUAAACUACGCCAGCUUUGGGGAUCCCAUGGACGCCAGUACACAAGCUUUGCUGGAUCGCAGCAAACGGUUACACAACCGCAAGAGGGAUUUCGUAAAUGAACGGGUGGUCGAGCGUAAUCCCUAUAUGAGGGAGGUCCUCCGGAGCACGGAUCGCAGGGGAUCGUACUCCGAUGUGGAUGAGGACUUGACCAGCUACCGGCCAAGGCACUAUGCUAGUUCCACGCUCAAUCGUUUUCCAAAUACCUCAACCAGAAAGAGCAACACAUACGAUUACCUCAAUCCAACUAGUGAUUACCUGACUAGAAGAAGCUACAACCUACCGACCAGCACCACCUCGAGCAGCUACUAUCCUUCGACCACGCGCAGCUCCCACCUGAGCGACCUCUUCCGACGACGCAGCCCCACCAGCGGAUCUGGAUCGGGAUCCGCGUUUUCCAACUACGGCAACAAAGAGUCGUGCGUCCAGACCGAGUCCGAGAGCACCUCGCCCGACGAGGUGGAGCUCAACUCUGCCACUGAGAUAUCCACCGACUCCGAGUUCGACAACGAUGAGAUUAUACGCCAGGCGCCCAAAAUCUUCAUCGAUGACACCCAUCUAAGGAAGCCCACAAAGGUCCAGAUUAAGUCCACCAUGAUCGGACCCAAUGCCGCUGCCGCCGGACUCCACCAGAAGCAGCUGGCGGCGCGGGAGAAGGGUGGCAGCUACCUCCAGAAGUACCAACCGCAACCGCCACUGCCGCAGUUCAAGCCGCUGGUCCAAGUGGAUCCCACCCUGCUCAUUGGGAGCCAGCGCGCUCCUCUCCAAAAUCCCCGGCCGGGAGACUAUUUGCUUAACAAGACGGCCAGCACCGAGGGCAUCGCCUCCAAGAAGAGCCUGGAGCUGAAGAAGCGAUACCUGCUGGGCGAGCCGGCCAAUGGCAACAAGAUCCAGAAGUCGGGAUCCACUUCGGUGCUAGAUUCGCGCAUCCGCAGCUUCCAAUCGAACAUCUCGGAGUGCCAGAAGCUGCUGAAUCCCAGCAGCGACAUCAGUGCCGGCAUGCGAACUUUCCUCGAUCGCACCAAGUUGGGCGAGGGUAGCAACAGCCAGACAACUGGACAGGCCAACGAGCUCAUCCGCUCCGCGACCAGCAAUGUGAUCAACGAUCUGCGCGUGGAGCUGCGGAUACAGAAGGCUCCCUCCAGCCAUUCCACGGACAACGAAAAGGAGAAUGUGUUUGUCAACUGCAAGAACGAGCUGAACAAGGGCAUGGAGUACACGGAUGCGGUGAAUGCCACGCUGCUCGACCAGCUGGCCAGGAAGAGUUCGCCCACCACGCCGACGAACAAUAAGACGGUGAUUGAGGUCAUAGACCUGGUGACCCCAGAGAAGCCGGUGGACAUUAUCGAUCUCACCACGCUGGAGACGCCCAAGAAGCUAUUGGUGGAUAGUGGCGCCAUGGAUGUGGAUGAUCGCCUCACUCCGGACAGCAAUAAGAUCAGUGAACUGCAGCAGGAGGUGAAGGAGGAACCGAAGCCGGAUGUCUCUCGGGAUGUGAAGGAGUGCAUACCUGAUAUACUGGGACACAUCAAGGAGGGAACGCAAGGUGGCGAGGAGCAGCAGAGUCUAUUGGAGCACUCGGACGAAGAGAAGCGCGACUCCCCGGAGAAGGAUGUGGCCGAGCAUGAGCUUUAUGAGCCGGACAGUGUGCAGAUCCAGGUGCCCAAUAUCCCAUGGGAAAAGGCAAAGCCGGAGGUCAUGUCCACCACCGGCAGCAGUGGCUCCAUCUGCUCAAGUUCGGACUCAUCCAGCAUAGAGGAUAUUCAGCACUACAUCCUGGAGUCCACGACCAGUCCGGAUACCCAGACAGCGGGCGGCAAGCACAAUGUUCCGCGUUUGGAGGUGCACGACACGAGUGGCGCCCUGAUGCAGGUGGACAGCCUGAUGAUCGUGAAUGGGAAGUACAUCGGGGAUCCCGAGGAUGUCAAGUUCUUGGAUAUGCCCGCCAAUGUUAUAGUUCCCCCGGCUCCGGCGGUCAAAACAAAUGAGCUGGAGAUGGACGAUGACCAUGAGGCAGAACCAGUGACAGCUACUCCGGAACCUGCAGAGUGCACGGUGAUCGAGGCAGAGCGCCGGGUCACUGCACCGCCGCCUCUGCCCGAGAUGGGACCACCAAAAUUAAAGUUCGAUAGCAAAAACGAGAACAAGAUCGAGAGCCUGAAGAACCUCCCCCUGAUCGUGGAAAGCAAUAUAGAGCACAGCCAGGCGGUGAAGCCCAUUACGCUUAAUUUGAGCAGCUUGGCCAGGACGCCAGAUACACCAACCACGCCCACUGCCCAUGACAGCGACAAGACGCCCACGGGGGAAGUGCUCUCGCGAGGAUCUGACUCGGAAACUGAGCACACAGGUACGGGUCAUGUGCUAACGGAGACAGAACUCUCCGACUGGACGGCCGACGACUGCAUCUCGGAGAACUUUGUGGACAUGGAGUUUGUCCUCAACUCAAACAAGGGCACGAUAAAGCGGCGCAAGGAACGUAGACGUAGCAAACUGCCCAGUGGAAACGAGGUGAUCCACGAGCUGGCCAGACAGGCGCCCGUGGUGCAGAUGGACGGAAUCCUCAGCGCCAUCGACAUUGAUGACAUAGAGUUCAUGGACACGGGCUCUGAGGGUUCCUGUGCAGAGGCUUACUCCGCUACGAAUACGGCCCUCAUUCAGAACAGGGGAUAUAUGGAGUACAUAGAGGCGGAACCCAAGAAGGCGACCCGCAAAGCGGCUCCUCCGUCUAGCUACCCUGGAAACCUACCGCCUCUAAUGACGAAGAGGGACGAGAAACUCGGCAUUGAUUACAUAGAGCAGGGGGCGUACAUAAUGCACGAUGAUGCUAAGACGCCGGUGAAUGAGGUACCUCCUGCCAUGACCCAAUCCCUGACAGACUCAAGCACGCUCAACGAAUUGGAUGACGAUAGUAUGGGUGGAUUGGGCCUAUCGCAGACUCAGCCCACUACAACGGAGGAAAGUGAGGCGCUGACGGUAGUCACCAGCCCACUGGACACAUCCUCGCCUCGGGUGCUCGACCAAUUUGCUUCUAUGUUGGCAGCGGGAAAGGGUGACUCCACGCCCAGCAGCUCGGAGCAGCAACCAAAGACCUCUACGGUGACUAGCAGCAGCACGGGGCCCAACUCAUCGACGCCAGGAAACGCUUCCAAGGAGGGUGCUCCGCAGGAAGAUGACCUACAGAUCCAGUUCGAGUAUGUGCGAGCGCUGCAGCAGCGCAUCUCGCAGAUCAGCACCCAGCGGCGGAAGAGCUCCAAGGGAGAAGCGCCCACCCUGCAGCCAAAUACCAAUCCACCUGUGAUAGAAUCGGUCGAGGAUCCGCCCAAGCCCGUUGAGGAGCCAACGGCCUCGAUGCGAUCGCGAAGCACCAGCAUUUCGGGCAAGGUACCUGAGAUACCCACGCUCAGCAGCAAGCUGGAGGAGAUCACCAAAGAGCGCACCAAGCAAAAGGAUCUGAUUCACGACCUGGUCAUGGACAAGCUGCAGUCCAAGAAGCAACUGAACGCUGAGAAGCGUCUGCAUAGGAGUCGCCAGCGCAGCCUGCUGACCAGUGGCUACGCCAGUGGCGCCAGCCUGAGUCCCACGCCCAAACUGGCCGCUGCGUGCAGUCCGCAGGAUUCGAACUGCUCCAGCCAGGCGCACUAUCAUGCAUCCACGGCCGAAGAGCGACCAAAGCCGCCGGCGGAAAGGCCGUUGCAAAAGUCCGCCACAUCCUCAUAUGUGUCGCCUUAUCGCACAGUCCAGGGGCCCACACGCAGUGGUGAUCUCUACAAGCCGCGUCCCUUCAGCGAGCACAUCGAUUCGAGUGUCUUGACGGGCUACAAGCUGGGCAAGACCGCCUCGUUUAAUGGCGGAAAGUUGGGCGACUUCGCCAAGCCUACUGCUCCAGCGAGAGUAAACCGAGGUGGAGGAGUUGUGGCGCCGGAUGUGGCCAACAUUUCCGCCUCAACGGAAAACCUGAGAAGCGAAGCCAGGGCCAGGGCUCGUCUCAAGUCCAACACAGAGCUGGGUCUCAGUCCGGAGGAGAAGAUGCAGUUAAUCCGCUCACGGUUGCAUUAUGAUCAAAACAGAGCCCUUAAGCCAAAGCAACUAGAGGAGAUGCCAUCCGGCGAUCUGGCGGCGCGUGCCCGAAAAAUGAGUGCCUCGAAGAGUGUCAACGAUCUGGCCUACAUGGUGGGUCAGCAGCAGCAACAACAGCUGGAAACGGAUGCCGUGCACCAGGCCAAGGCGGCCGACUUCACAUCCGAUCCGAACUUGGCGUCCGGUGGCCAGGAGAAGGCGGCAAAAACGAAGUCCGGGCGGAGGGCAAAGGAUCCUGAGAGGCGCAAGAGUCUCAUACAGUCGUUGUCCAGCUUUUUCCAGAAGAGUUCUGCAUCCGCAGCCACCAGUUCCAAGGAGCAGGGCGUUCCUGUGGCUGCCGGCUACUCUGAGCAGUCAGAGCGACCCGGCACCAGCAGCAGCGGCACGCCCACAAUCUCGGAUGCGGCGACCGGAGGCGGAGGAGGAGGUGGCGUCUUCAGUCGAUUCCGCAUCUCGCCCAAGUCCAAGGAGAAGUCCAAGGACAAGGAUGUGCUGGUUUGCAAUGCUCCGGCAGGCGCAGGAUCCACAUCACAGACAAAUCACUCGCAAGAGUAUCUGAACAACAGUCGCUAUCGAAAGCAAACGAACAACGCAAAACCGAAACCCGAAUCGUUUUCUUCAUCCAGCCCGCAGCUCUACAUACACAAGCCCCACCACCUGGCCGCAGCCUAUCCAAAGGCCCUGGAUGACCAGACACCACCGCCCAUUCCGCCUCUGCCUCUGAAUUAUCAGAGAUCCGAUGAUGAGAGCUACGCUAACGAGACACGGGAGCAUAAGAAGCAGCGUGCCAUAUCGAAGGCUUCACGACAGGCUGAGCUCAAGCGAUUGCGAAUCGCUCAAGAGAUUCAGCGGGAACAGGAGGAGAUUGAGGUGCAGCUAAAGGACCUGGAGGCACGCGGCGUGCUCAUUGAGAAGGCCCUUCGGGGCGAGGCGCAGAACAUUGAAAACUUGGAUGCGACUAAGGACAACGACGAGAAGCUACUCAAGGAACUUUUGGAGAUUUGGCGUAACAUCACAGCACUCAAAAAACGCGAUGAGGAACUGACUAUAAGGCAACAGGAACUGCAACUGGAGUAUCGGCAUGCCCAGCUUAAGGAAGAACUCAAUCUGCGCUUGUCGUGCAACAAACUGGACAAAAGCUCCGCCGAUGUGGCCGCCGAGGGUGCAAUACUCAAUGAGAUGUUGGAAAUAGUCGCCAAGCGAGCUGCCCUACGUCCCACAGCCUCCCAACUGGACCUCACGGCAGCGGGAUCGGCAUCCACCUCAGCCGAGGCAACGGGCAUAAAGCUGACCGGACAGCCGCAUGACCACGAAGAGUCGAUUAUUUGAAUAGCAAACUUUCUCUGGGGUCUGCUGGUCUGCGAGGUUCUAAACGGACUACUUAGCCUAAAUACUUAAGAUGAUACAGGGGAGAACGUACCAAAAAGGCAGCUGAAUAUACAAAAUUAACAAUACUAAAACCCAUGAGCUGUAACCGAAACGAGCAACUAACUAUUCAAAGUGAUUAAGCUGGCAGAGAACAAUUUCAAUAGGUAUAUUUAAGUAGUGAGCCUAAAUAAUUUUGGAGAAGCGCGCAAGCUUGAUGUAAAAACAGGCAGAGAGGAAAUCAAAACCAAAAACAAAAUUUGCAAUUUGAAAGUAGGGAGUACGAUUGUUUUCGAGAAUACCUUUAGUUCUGUAUUCAACCUAAUUGUAUGUUUUAGUUAGUCGAUGCCACUGAAAUCUGUCUGAUCUUCUUGUAUGUCCCAUGCAAUAUGUUGUGUUUUUUUAAUGUAAUGCAUUGAUUUUUAUUGUGAAACGUGAACAUGUGCAACGGGUAUGUGAUUUUGAGCAAUUGUAAAUGGUGUAUUUGAGUUAUCUUAGGUUAUUUUCACUUAGCGAUGUGUAUACCGUUUGAAUGUAUUAUUAUUUAUUUGACGAAGCACCCGCACAUCCUCCCGAACAGCACACCCUUGUAUGUAAUAUGUCAUUUGCUGCCCAACCAAAAUCAAAGUGAACACAAAGAGAUGCACACAAAUAUUUUCUAUAUGCGAGAGCCAGCAUACAUAUAACGAUGUACGAGAGCAAAGCAACCAUUAAGUGUAUACUAAUGAAAUGAUUUAAAUUAUUGUGUAAUUUUAUUUAUAACCUGCAUAUAUAAAGAACAUAUUUAUCGAAUUUAUUAUGUAACUUUUCGAUUUAUUUUGAAUUGAAUAAAGAUUUUAUGAAACCUAAA
This is a messenger RNA of Drosophila subpulchrella, 15189 nucleotides long. RefSeq names its product F-actin-monooxygenase Mical (gene Mical). Gene Ontology annotation, molecular function: protein binding. The coding region runs from base 252 to 14303 and encodes 4683 amino acids. The transcript has 22 exons. Lineage: Eukaryota; Metazoa; Arthropoda; Insecta; Diptera; Drosophilidae. The record is from RefSeq and is a predicted model, not a curated record.